UGUAUUGUAAAACUUCCUCUUCACAGUAAUCUUCUCCACCAAAACUCUCUCUCUUAUGUCGUCUGAAGCCAGAUCUCUAGCCGCCACGAGCGGCAAAGAACCACCGCAUGAUAAAAAGAUGAAGAAGCAAUCGCCGGCCACAGAGCCGACGCCUAUAUCGAUCUUGUCACUCCCCGAAGAUCUGCUGAUAAACUGCUUAUCCCGCGUCUCUAGACUCUACCAUCCAGUUCUCCGCCGCGUCUCCAAACGUUUCCGAGCCACCGUCUCUUCACCGGAGCUUUACGCAACCAGAUGGCGCCAAAACCGCGCCGAGAAGUGUAUCUACCUCUACAUACGCUACCCUCUCGAUCCCAAAACGUAUUGGCUCACUCUAAGCCGUCUGCCUAGCCGAAACACAGCCAACGGAUCAACCGGCUACGAGGUGGAGCAGAUCCCAUGUCCGAACUAUCUGCGUCCCGCGCAGUCGUCGACGCUCGUAUCCGUUGGAUCCGAUGUCUACAAGAUCGGCGGCGCUAAUCAUCUGCACGAGUGCAAAAUCUGGAAGAGGAACUAUUGCGUUAGUGUCUGUGUCCUAGACUGUCGCACUCACACGUGGCGCCAGGCUCCUAGCAUGGGGUUGGCGCGUAACGCGAAUUCCACAGCGACGUUAUUUGAUGGGAAGAUAUAUGUAGCCGGAGGAUGCGAUGAAGAUUACGUGAGUAAACCAAAUUGGAUCGAAGCGUUUGAUCUUGAGACGCAAACUUGGGCCCCUGUGACGAACCCUCGUAUUUUCUGGCUCCACGAGGAGGAUAGAGUUAAGGGCUUUGAAGCCAAACUCGUAACGCUUGAAGGGAAGCUUUACAUUUUUGGGGAUGAGUCUGCGGUGUAUAAUCCCGAGGAAGAUAAAUGGUCAGAGUUAGGAAGGGAUGUGUCUCGUAUGUUUUGGGCAGCAAGUAAGUGUCAUUGCGUGAUCGACGAUGUCUUGUUCUUAUGGGAUAAACAUAGUAGAGUGUUCAAAUGGUAUGACUCCAAGUCAGAUUCGUGGAAGGAUUUGAUUGGUAUUGAAGGGUUGCCUGAGCUUUCGCCCGACCCUAGAGUCUGUCGAGUGGAGAUGGUGGAUCUUGGUGGGAAGAUUGGGUUUUUGUGGAGCGAGUAUUUGUAUACCAGUACUAAUCAGGAGUGUAGGAUCUGGUGUGCUGAGAUUACGUUUGAAAGACGCGAUGGAGAUGAGAUGUCGGGGAAAGUUGAGUGGUCUGACUUUGUGCUUCGCACCCACGAGUCUUGUUCCUCGUUUAAUGUUGUUUCUGCUUCGGUUUGAUGUAAUGACUGUUCGUGAGAACAUGCCUUAAACGGCUCUAUUGUGGCUUGUCGUUUCGUUUUGCUUUGAAUGCUUCUUUUUUGUUGUUGUGGGACUUCCUUUCUCUUUUAUUAUGGUUUGUUUAAUGUUUUUAUGUCAAUGCA
Molecule: messenger RNA, 1440 nt
Organism: Raphanus sativus (radish)
Lineage: Eukaryota; Viridiplantae; Streptophyta; Magnoliopsida; Brassicales; Brassicaceae
Product: putative F-box/kelch-repeat protein At1g61540
Exons: 1
Coding region: 56-1297 (413 amino acids)
Molecular function (GO): protein binding
Source: RefSeq, a predicted model, not a curated record